Naumovozyma dairenensis CBS 421 is the source of this 417-nucleotide messenger RNA. It is a transcript of the gene ARD1, whose product is annotated as peptide alpha-N-acetyltransferase complex A subunit ARD1. Gene Ontology annotation, cellular component: NatA complex. Gene Ontology annotation, biological process: N-terminal peptidyl-glutamic acid acetylation. The record is from RefSeq and is a predicted model, not a curated record. The transcript has a single exon. Lineage: Eukaryota; Fungi; Ascomycota; Saccharomycetes; Saccharomycetales; Saccharomycetaceae. Gene Ontology annotation, molecular function: protein-N-terminal-glutamate acetyltransferase activity; protein N-terminal-serine acetyltransferase activity. The coding region runs from base 1 to 417 and encodes 138 amino acids.
AUGAAUGAUGAUCCUGAUCAAUCCAAGGAGGCACCAAAUGGUCAUAUUACCUCUUUGAGUGUUAUGAGAACGUAUAGAAGAAUGGGGAUUGCUGAGAAAUUAAUGAGACAAGCUCUUUUCGCAUUAAGAGAAGUUUAUAAAGCUGAAUUUGUUUCUUUACAUGUGAGAAAAUCAAAUAGGGCUGCGUUGCAUUUAUAUAGAGAUACUUUGGAAUUUGAAGUGUUAAGUAUUGAAAGUAGUUACUAUCAAGAUGGUGAAGAUGCUUAUGCCAUGAAGAAGGUUUUAGAUUUGAAAGAAUUACAAAUUUCAAAUUUCUCUCAUCGAUCAUAUAAUGCUAAUGAAAAAGUCGAAGAUGACUUAGAAAGUGACCUAUUAGAAGAUAUUAUCAAGAAGGGGAUUGAUGAUAUUGUCGUAUAG